AUGCAAAACUGGAUCGUAAAUAAGGGGUUAUCGUAUCUGCCUACAAUGGUAAAAGCUCAACUUUAUAAAAUUAUUAAAGAACAUAAAGAAGCUCCAAUAUAUGAAGCCGAUCAAAUGCUUCAAGCUCAUGGCCACAAAGUGGCUAGAUUACCGCCGUAUCACUGCGAGUUAAACGCAAUUGAAUUUAUGUGCAGUCUUGUCAAAAGGCGAGUAGCAAAUAAAAACGUAGGACAAGAAACAAACAAUAUAGUUAAUUUAGCUGAAGAAGCUUUUCAAAGUAUCACUGCAGAAGACUGGCAAAAACAAUGCGAACAUGUGCGCCACAUUGAAGACAAGCUUCGUGAAAGAGAUGUGUGUAUGGACGCUGAAAUGGACAGGUUCAUAAUAGAAUUAAAUAAUGAGUCUGAUACAGAAUCUGACAGCAGUUCCGAAGAUUCAUCUGAUAGUGAUUAUUCAUCAUUGGCAAUCCACAUGGAUCAUGCUUAUUCAAAA
Brenthis ino (lesser marbled fritillary) is the source of this 492-nucleotide messenger RNA. Lineage: Eukaryota; Metazoa; Arthropoda; Insecta; Lepidoptera; Nymphalidae. The record is from the annotation of a GenBank genome assembly.